CCCCCCCCGGGGGUGGGGGCUGACUGCCGGGCUGGAGCGGCCACCUCCCCAAGCCCUCACCUCCCCGGGCCUCCUCCCAGGACCUGACGCCGGUACCCAGGGUGCCCGGCGCGGACAGCCACGCCCUGCCCAGGGAUUCCCUUCUGGGCCCUUUUCCAGCGUCCGGGGGUCAGGAGUACGAACAUCCAGGCUCUUCCAGGCUCUUCCAGUAUUUGCUUCCGAAGCCCGAGCAUCUCUGCAGCCGCCGCCGUCAUCGCUGCCGGGAUCUGUGUGGGUGAGGUGCGGCCCAUCCGCCACAGCCACCUUCCCCCCCCCCGCCCCCCCUCACCUGGACCACCUGCCCCCCCCCCACGACCCACCUGGACCACCUGCCCCCCUCCCCCCAACGACCCACCUGGACCACCGGGACGCCGACCCACCUGGACCACCCGGAUCACCCGACAUGGACGCGCGGAGCCCCAAAGCCCCGGGCGGGGACGCGCUGCGGGACGCGGCAGAAAACCUAUUUCAGGAACUUCAAGAACAUUUUCAAGCUCUAACUGCAACUCUGAACCUCAGAAUGGAAGAAAUGGGAAAUCGCAUCGAAGAUUUACAGAAGAAUGUGAAUGACUUAAUGGUGCAAGCUGGGAUUGAAAAUUCUAUUAAAGAACAAAUGACCUGAAGACUUGAAAAUAUGAUAAAGUCAAAGUUGUACUUUUUGAAUGACAAUUUGCAUAGUAUGUGUUCUGGUUUUUACUAUUUAAUUUAAAAAUUCAUUUUAAUGAAGUGAAAGAUUAAAAGAACAAUGCAAUAAGAACAUAGUUUAGAAGGCGAUUAACCACUUGACCCAGAUGGUUCUAAAAUGGCAGAACAUCUUUCAACGCAUACCUAGUAUUUACAAGUCAUGGGAGGGAAGCAUAAGCUAUAUCAGGUCAGCUCUUUUUCCUGAAUUAAGUUCUAGGUAGAUCUUUUUAAAAAAAUCAUAAGCUGUUUUGUGAUUGAGAUUUCUUUCUCAAUACCUGCAUUCCAACUCAGCUUUUCCAGUCAUAUGGUUCUCUGUCUAGUCCAAACACAUUCUGAUAGCAAUGUUCUCCAAACCGAACAAAACCCAGGAAAACAGCCCGCCUCGUCCCAGGUCACCCUUGCCCACUCUGCUCCUAAGGAGGUGGUCACCAAGAAGAAGCACAAAGAUCACAGUUCAGCUUAUUUUGUAGGUUAUAUGGAGACGUUUUCAAAUAAUUAUCCAAUUUGCCUCUCUGAGCCAAAGUCAAGCAGAACAGGGUCGGUAAUAGGCUCUCGUUGUAAAAAUACCACGAUUCCUGCACAUGAGAUAGAUUUUAUUCUUCAUACAAAAGUCAAAACCACCCAUAAUUCUACAACUUAAAUUGAAUUAGCCACUGUAAACAUUUUUCUGUACAUACAAUUCUAUAUACGGUUGAUGAUGUUUAUAAUCUCAUAUCCUGUUCUCUUCAUAUCAUAAACAUUUUUCCAUCUGAAAAUUUCACACACUUCUUAUAUAUAUAUAUUUUUAUGGCUGACUACUAUUCUAUCAUAUGGAUGUAAUAAUUUAACCAUUUCCUUGACUGUUCCUUGGACAUUGACGAUAUUUCCCACCAUCUUGCUACUAUAAUGCUGUAAGGAACACUGUUACCAUGAAUUCUCUGCAUGUUUCAUUAGGGUCAGAAGUGUGACUGAAGACCGAGUACAUUAGUCAAAUGCAUUUAAGAAAUGAAGCAUCAUUUUAUACUCCCAACAGUGGUGUAUGUCUUUCCUUUUUUAAUCCAAAGUUUUAAAAUGGCAUCAUUUAAGUUCAGUAUUCUGGGGCGCCUGGGUGGCUGUCGGUUAAGCGUCCGACUUCAGCUCAGGUCAUGAUCUCACGGUUCGUGGGUUUGAGCCCCACGUCGGGCUCUGUGCUGACAGCUCAGAGCCUGGAGCCCGUUUCAGAUUCUACGUCUCCUUCUCUCUCUGCCCCUCCCCACUCGCGCUCUGUCUCCCUCUGUCUCAAAAAUAAAUAAACAUUUAAAAAAAUUUUUUAAUUGAGUAUUCUUGGGGACUUAAGAUCAUGAUAGUUCUAUUGGAUUAUGUGAAAAAUCUCAAAGCAUUUUAGCUGCUAUUAUAAUUUUAGCAGAAACUAAAGUAGAUUUUGAAUUGAAGUAAACCAAACUGAUUUGAGUCCUCAUUAAUAACAUAGAUCACAAUUCAAAAUCCAGGAUUUUUAAGAGAUUAAAGUAGGUAGAAAAGAAAACUUCUAUUAGUUAUUAACUAAAUAAAAACACUAGGGGCACCUGACUGGCUCAGUUGGUAAAGCGUGUGACUCUUGACCUCGAGGUCGUGAGUUCAAGCUCUACAUUGGGCAUGGAGCCUACUUAAAAAAUAAAAUAAAAACAGUAAUACUGUCCAAAAAAUACUAACUUCUUUGUGGAUCCUCUUUAACAGUCUGACAUUGAACAUCUCAAUGAUUCAUUCAAACCUUUAGAGAGAUUAUUCGACAUUUUAGAAUAUCAUACCUGUUUCAACAUGUUCCUAACAUUUUUAUAAAGGAUUGCUAUUCUCCAGCACCCUGUUACAUAUAUUUAAAAGAAAUCAAAUGCUUCCAUAAGGAAAAAGGGGGACGUAGCACAUGGGUUUACACGUGCUUAACCAUGCUUAUUCCAAUCUAAACUUGAUUGAUACGGAACUUCAGUAGCAAGCAGUUUAUUCAUAGAAUACUUAAGUGAAAUGUUGCAAAUUCAGUAUCAAUGCUAUAUUCAUAUACUUGCAAUUUAAAACUCAUUUAACACAAAAUUUUUGAACUUAUGAGAACACCAAGCUUAAUAAUAAAGGGCUAACUUUGUAAGGCAGCAUUUCCGGAUGCAAUUGUCUGAAGGUUUAAUUCUCACACUUAAUUUCCUUUUUGUUUUUUAAAGUUUAUUUACUUAUUUUUGAGAGAGAGAAAGCACAAGUGGGGGAGGGGCAGAGAGGGAGGAAGAGAGACAAUCCCAAGCAGGCUCUCUGCUGUCAGCACUGAGGUGUAUUCAGGGCUCAAACACACAAACCAUGUGAUCAUGACCUGAACCAAAGUCAGAAGCUGAACUCACCGAGCCACCCAGGCGCCCCUAAUUUCCUUUCUUUACAACUAUGGUCUCUUGCCUGACCUAUCACCAUAGACUUUUUUAAAAUAUAUUUUUAAAAUUUUUAUUUAUUUUUGAGAGAUAGAGCAGAGUCGGGGAGGGGCAGAGAGAGGGAAACACAGAAUCUGAAGCAGGCUCCAGGCUCUGAGCUGUCAGCACAGAGCCGGAUGCGGGGCCUGACCCCACGAACUGUGAGAUCAUGACCUGAGCUGAAGUUGGACGCUUAACCGACUGAGCUACCCAGGCGCCCCUAAAUAUUUUUUAAAAUGUUUAUAUUUGAGAGAGAGCACAGAACGGGGGGGAGAGAGAGGGACUCAGAGGAUCUGAAAAAGGCUCUCUCUCAAAAAUAAACAGACAUUAAAAAAAUUAAAAAAAAAGAAAAGAAAAGAAACCUGGUGAGGCCACGAACACAUCCUAUAUUUUAACUGAGCAGCUUAAGAAACGACAUUUAGGGUGCAGAUUUUAGAAAUAUCAGUGGCGUGGUUUUAGAGUAGUUGUAGCUUUGAUUUUGUCAGUGCUCUGAGCAACUCCUCUCUCCUCUGCAUAGGAUCAGAAGUUAGAAAAAGGCAGUCUAGGGACCCACACGUAACAAUCUACCGCAAACACACAAGGUUGCUGGUUGUUUUAAUGUUUCGGAUCUUUGUUUGGAAUGUCUGAGGACUGUAUGUAAAUGACAUCAUACCAUAGUAUCCUGCGCCCAGCUUCUCCAGUCAGUAGUUUCAAAUUCAUCUAUGUUGAUGUGUGUAGCUCUACUUGAGUCACUAACUGCUGUGUAAUAGCCUUCUGAAUUGUUUUGCACUGGACAGUACUGUUUCCAAAUUAUACUGCAAUAAACACUCUUGCGUAUC
Molecule: messenger RNA, 3937 nt
Organism: Acinonyx jubatus (cheetah)
Lineage: Eukaryota; Metazoa; Chordata; Mammalia; Carnivora; Felidae
Gene: HSBP1L1
Product: heat shock factor binding protein 1 like 1
Exons: 4
Coding region: 443-661 (72 amino acids)
Biological process (GO): cellular heat acclimation
Cellular component (GO): nucleus; cytosol
Molecular function (GO): transcription corepressor activity
Source: RefSeq, a predicted model, not a curated record